This is a messenger RNA of Aspergillus calidoustus, 1170 nucleotides long. The record is from the annotation of a GenBank genome assembly. NCBI's taxonomy places the organism in Eukaryota, Fungi, Ascomycota, Eurotiomycetes, Eurotiales, Aspergillaceae.
AUGAACCCCCUCCGCUGGCUCACCUCCUUCUUCCGCAACCAACAGCAAAACCCGCCAGCACCCACGGAAUCGUUCUACGGCCUCGACCAUGCCCUCCUCAACAUCACCCUCCCGCCGCCAUCCAUGUGGAUGAAUCUCGGAUAUUGGAAAGACACAACCUCCUUCCCAACCGCCUGCGCCGCCCUCCUCGACCAAGUCCUCAUAACGGCAGGCCUCCUCUCCCCGGAUGGCGGGCCGCUGUCGCAUCCGAACACCAAGACGUUGCGCAUGCUUGAUGUUGGGAUUGGGUGUGGGGAUCAGUCGGUUAGGAUUUUGGGGUAUACGCGGAGGACGGACGAUAAGAAGGAUAAUGGAGAUGUUGAUGUCGGCGGGGAUGGGCUGCGCCCGCUCUUCGACGAGUAUGUUGGGAUUACGUCUUUGCCUGUUCAGGCGAGGUUUGCGGGGGAGAGGGUGAGGAGGGUGCAGGAGGAGCAAUUCGAAUCAGAGGAGAAGGGAAUGAGGAAGGAUAGCUCGCCUACAGCUACGACCAAGACCUACAGAAGAGCACGGAUCUUCUGCGCCGACGCCGCGAAGCCGGAGUCAUGGAGCCAGGAGAUACACACCUCCCUCGAGAGUUAUACUCGAGCCUCCACGAAACCAGAAGAGAACGCAUCGCUAAGUCAAGACACCGGCGAGAAACAAGAAGAGGACCCCCGAAAACAAGCCGGCGGAGCAAACGACAGGGAAGAAGAAAAAACCUACCUCCUAGCCCUAGACACCCUCUACCACUUCACCCCCUCGCGCCUCCCCCUCCUCCGCUACGCAAACCAAACCCUGCACGCAAACCUAAUGGCCUUCGACCUCCUCCUCCCUUCGCGACCCCUCCCACUGCUAACCCGCCUCCUCCUCCGCCUCCUCUGCCUCUUCACCAGCACACCCUACUCAAACUUCCUCACGGAAUCCGAGUACCGAUCCCUCCUACUCGAAGCAGGGUACGACGGAUCGAAGAUCGAGUUCCGCGAUAUCUCGGAGCACGUAUUUCCCGGGGUCGCGGCGUUUAUGAGACGGCGCGUGGAGGAGGCGAGGAUGUUUGGGAUUAAGGGGGUGGGCAAAUAUAAAGGUGCAGGUGUGGUGUUUCGGUGGUGGGCGACGGGGGUAGUUAGGGGUGUUGUUGUUGUUGCGAGAGUUUGA